This is a messenger RNA of Wallemia ichthyophaga EXF-994, 2205 nucleotides long. RefSeq names its product Pre-mRNA-splicing factor CWC22. Lineage: Eukaryota; Fungi; Basidiomycota; Wallemiomycetes; Wallemiales; Wallemiaceae. The transcript has 2 exons. The record is from RefSeq and is a predicted model, not a curated record. Gene Ontology annotation, cellular component: catalytic step 2 spliceosome. Gene Ontology annotation, biological process: mRNA splicing, via spliceosome. The coding region runs from base 1 to 2205 and encodes 734 amino acids. Gene Ontology annotation, molecular function: protein binding; RNA binding.
AUGUCCACUACUGAAACUCCCGAAUUGAAGAGAAAGAGGUCAACAUCACCAAAUACCCACCAACAACACAAACCAAUUAAUCUCAACAAUGAACUAUCCACUCUAGGUUUGAAUAGACCUACUGGUAGAUACAUUCCACGUCCAGUGCUCAAAGCCAUGCUUGAACAACAAUCCUUAGAUUCAUCCUCUGCAGAUACUCAAAGAUUGAAAUGGGAUCAACUUCGAAAAUCUAUAAAUGGUCUCAUAAACAAAGUAAACACUGGAAAUAUUAAACUUAUCUCUCCUCAAUUGUUUCAAGAGAAUCUAAUUAGAGGUCGUGGCUUAUUCGCUAGAUCUGUUAUUAGAGCCCAGUCUUCUUCUCUCCCUUUUACUCCUAUUUUCGCUGCUUUAGUUGCCAUCAUAAACUCUAAACUUCCUCAACUAGGCGAACUCUUAGUUCAACGUUUAAUCAAUCAAUUUAGAAAAUCUUAUAGACGUAAUGAUAAACUUACGUGCAACGCGACCGUCAUUUUCAUUGCACACCUCGUUAAUCAGUCCGUUAUAUCCGACGUGUUUGCUUUAGAAUUAGCCCUUUUCCUUCUCUCUAAAGGUGGCGACGAUGGCGUUGAAAUUGCUGUUCAAUAUAUUCGUGAAGUUGGCGCUGCUUUACAAGAACGCGAACCUGCUAUGAAUAAUCUCAUCUACGAAGAACUCAGAAACCUUCUCCAUGACGCUAACAUUUCAAAACGCGUUCAAUAUAUGAUUGAAGUUCUCUUUCAAAUUCGCAAAGAUAAAUUCAAAGACAACGUCAUCAUCCCUCAAGACCUCGAUCUCGUUGAAGAGGAUGAACAGAUUGUUCACGAUAUUGAUUUCAAUGCCCCGAUCAACACUCAAGAUGGUCUCAACAUCUUCAAAUUUGACCCCAAUUAUGAAGAAAAUGAGGAAAAAUACGCCUCCAUCCGUCACCAGAUCUUAGGUUCAUCAGAUGAAGAAGAAGAAGAAGAGGAGGAGGAAGAGGGUGAAGAAGAGAAUGAUGCAGUUCAACCUCCAAACCAAGAUGGUAUUGUUGACCAUACAGGCACCAAUCUUGUUAACCUCCGCCGUACCAUCUACCUAACGAUAAUGAAUUCACUAGUAUUUGAUGAAGCUGUUCACAAACUAAUGCGCAUUCAAAUACCACCUGGAGAUGAAAUUGAGUUAUGCAACAUGAUAGUUGAGUGCUGCUCCCAAGAACGCACAUAUAACAAAUUCUACGGUCUUAUAGGCGAGCGUUUCUCUAAAAUCAAUCGAAUGUGGCAGGAAUGUUUCCAAAAAUCUUUCACAGGUUUUUACGACACAAUCCACCGCUACGAAACUAACCGACUGCGCAACAUAGCUCGUUUCUUCGGUCACCUAUUUGCAUCUGACGGUGUAAAUUGGGGUUGUAUGAAUGUAAUCAAGAUAACCCAACAGGACACCACAUCGAGCAGCAGAAUAUUCGUCAAAAUUCUUUUCAAUGAGAUUGUCGAAAUGAUGGGUUUAAGUGACGCACGUAAACGAUUUGCCGACCCUGCUUUCAGACAAGACUUUAGCGGUCUCUUCCCAACUGACCACCCUGCCAAUACACGCUUUGCCAUCAAUUACUUUACGGCUAUUGGACUGGGUGCGAUAACAGAGGAGAUGCGCGAGUAUCUUAAACAUGCUCCCAAGAAUAUACCACCACCUCAAACGCAUGAUGAUGGAAGCGGCAGUGAUAGUGAUUCGAGCAGCGUUUUGAGUUCCAGUUCGUCGGAUGUAUCGUCAGUGUCUGCUGGAGAGAGGGAUAGAUAUAGACCAAGAUCGAGAUCGAGAUCUAGAUCGCUGAGCAGAUCCCCAAGACGCCCACGCUCAUACUCACGCUCACCAUCACGCUCCCCUCCCAGGAGAUACACUAGGUCCGUCUCGUCCUCCCCGCCUAGGAGGAGAUACGGCGGUGGGCGCACCAGUCGCUCGCCUUCACCGCGUAGACGCUACGAUAACCGCCAUGAAUCGAUGUCUCCUCCACCUUCACCGAGAAGACGUCCAUAUGCGGGCAGAGGUGGUUACGAAUUGUCGAGGUCACCUCCGAGAAGAAGAUACGACGAUUCUCCAGCAGGCAGGAGGAAUGACUCUCCACCACGUAGAAGAUAUGAUUCUCCACCACGUAGAAGAUAUGAUUCGCCUCCACGUAGAAGAUAUGACUCACCUCCACGCAGAUGGAGAGGGUGA